Messenger RNA from Biomphalaria glabrata, 3383 nucleotides. RefSeq names its product craniofacial development protein 2-like. Gene Ontology annotation, cellular component: nucleus. NCBI's taxonomy places the organism in Eukaryota, Metazoa, Mollusca, Gastropoda, Planorbidae. The record is from RefSeq and is a predicted model, not a curated record. Bases 288 to 1514 code for a protein of 408 amino acids. Gene Ontology annotation, biological process: chromatin remodeling. The transcript has 2 exons. Gene Ontology annotation, molecular function: catalytic activity.
CGAACUUUUGUGUUAUUAAAAAGGUAAAUGACAUGCUGCUUCUUUUUAUUCAAUUAACUUUAAAUGUCAAGGAUACGAAACAUGUCUUUGAUUGUUUAUUUGUGAAGGUACAAUAAUUCUUUUACAUCAUAUUGAUUUUGAAGAUCUCACAAAACCUUUGGAAAGAAGCUGGUAAUGACAAUGCCAAGAAUGAUUUCAAUUUUUGUAUUCACCAGUGCCCAGCCCAAUAUAAGAUCAGACAAUUUUUAAUUACAUAAUUUGAUUGCGAACACGAUUCAUUAGCAGACAUGGAACAUAAAAGAAAGGAGAAUAAAUCAGCAUUAAUGUCUCCGUUAGUUUUAGCUAGUCUGAAUAUACAAACUUUGAAUAACAUAGAACGUCAAGAAUCUUUGGUGGAAGAACUUAAUUAUAAUGAUGUACAUAUAGCAUGUCUACAGGAAACAAGAAGAGCUGGAGAGCAUUAUCUUGAUUUAGAAAACUAUCGUGUUUUUUAUAAAGGAGAAACUAAUACCAAAUAUGGGGUAGGAAUCGCAAUUAAAAAUACAAUGCUCGAUAUAAUACGUUCCGGACCAAUGCUCACGGAAAGGAUAUAUCAUUUGAUAAUGAGAAUAAAAGAUGAAAUAAACGUACACAUUAUCAAUGUAUAUGCACCUCAUAAUAAUCUGCCAGCCAUCGAAAAAAAUACAUUUUAUAAAAAACUUUCAGACAUAAUUCUUGGGAUUCCAGAAUCCGAAACAGUUUUCAUAAUAGGAGAUUUCAACGCCCAUGUAGGGCGUGACAGAUCAAAAUGGCCGAAUAUUAUUGGAGAUUAUGGAUAUGGGAAAACGAAUAAUAACGGCAACAGAUUACUACGAUUUUGUGAUUCUUACAAUUUUGUGAUCACAAAUACACAGUUUGACCUCGAAGAAGACCUAAAACAUACAUUUCAAAGCCCUGACGGAAAGAAGAAAACUCAAAUUGAUUUAUGCUUAACUCGACAAAGAGACUUACAAUGUAUUAUACGUUGUGAUCCAUUUAUUCAUAGAAUUCAUCGAUUAGGACAUAAAAUGUUGAUUGUUGAAAUUAAACAAAACAAAAUUAAAACAAGCAUACCGUGUAUUGAGAAAACAAAAGAAUCAUCUCGUAGCGACAAGUUAUUUUUGGAGGCGAAAGAUCAUAUACUACAAUUAGACAAGAAAGGUGAAACGGAGGAGUUUAAAGAUGCAUGGGAGUCAUUUAGAUUAAGCUUCAAAAAUCACUUAGGAAAAAUUGUUGAUAAAAAUGAGGACACAAUUUGGUUUCGUUUAAGACAUGUCGAAGAAGUAAGAGAAUUUCUUGGUAAGAAAAGUUUAUCUGAUCAAAAAUCAACUGAACUUUAUGACACUCCCAUUUCAGCAUUGUCUAAAUGUUUGUGUCUGAUAGAUGAUGGAAGUCGAAAUGAAGACAAUGACAAUGUCUCCAUAUUUAAUGAUAACUUUACAGAUGAGAUCAAUGAAUCUGCUGAUGUGACCUGUAAUUUUCGUGAGAUCUCUUGAAUGCAGAUAAAAGAAGCCAUUACUUUUGUGAUGAAAAACUCUGUGACUAACUUUUCUAUAUUAAGCGUAAAUCGUGAAGAUCUGAAAAACAUUUUUCAAGAUGAAGAGUUUGUAAAAUUAUUUGAGCUAUGCUGGACUCAAGAAAUUAUCCCCACAGAAAUAUUAUUCGCAGAUGUUUUUAGCUCUCACGUUACACCAGCUUACAACGCUAUAUACGUAUUUUCGUUGUUUAGUGAAAUAUUCCAAUAUUGUAUUUACAGAAAACUGAGAUUUUGUAUAAAACAAAACGAACCAGCCCAUGGUUUCCUCAUGACUUUCUCACAAAGAGAGUUGUACUUUUACGUUAAUAAGGUGCGCUGCAAGAGCCUUGCUGUGAAUGAACCAAUGUACAUUGCUGUACUUGAUCUCUCUAGAAUCUCCAUGGCUUUAGAUGCUGGUGUUAUUAUAGAACAUUUGGAAAAACAAGAAAAAGAAAAAAAAGACAUUCCAAGAAAUGUAGUUCACCUGCUGAAAUCAUUUCUUGUCAAAAGUAUAAUUUAUGCAAAAGUAGAUAAAACGAAUGACAAAAGCGACUUUCAUAAAAUUUCAAUGCAAUUUGUCUGGUCUUGUUUUUUAACUGAAUGUUUUACAAAAAGAGAUAGAAAUAGAGGGAUAAAAAUUAUCACAACACCAGUUGGAAACGCUUUACCUAUAAUGGGUUUCGUAUUUGUUGAUUUAGUGAUAUUUCUGGCACAUUCUAAAGAAGAAUUAGAAAACAGUCUUAGCUGCUUAAGCGAAUUCCUACGGAACAAAGCUUUUGAUUAUGAAGAAUUGGAUAUAACAGUCUCUACAAACAAAACAUGCGACCCUCAUGAUGAAUCAAAUGUAUUGAAUUGUUUCGGGGAAAAAAUUAAGCUCUCACCAAGCAUAAACCUUUUAGGGACAAGCUUUGGUUUUUGUAAAGAAUAAGGGACAGAGAUAUUAUUUCUAGAAUAGAAACUGCGCCCAAAGUAAAAAAAAAAGAAAUGUUGCAUCCCAUAAUGCAAAGCGAAGACAUUAAUAUUACAAUAAAACUAUAUAUGGCAAACAUCUUGGAGCCUUUUUUACUUAACCUGGAUAUCUUAACAAUCGAUUCAAGACAAGAAGAUAAACUUCAACAAUUUCAAGACUCAUGUAUAAGAGAAAUUCAAACCUUAAAAAACUUUGAUAAAAAAUCCCAUCUGGCUACAAAAAGUAUUCCCACGAUUCUCAGUUAUAGAAGACUUGUUAUUUUUGGUGAUAUGUGCCGGCUAAAUGCAAACAACACAGCCAAGCGUAUGCUCUGCAUUGACUUCAGCAGUAGUGACAAAUCAGAAACCUUUAAAGAACUUUGUCAAGAUGAUUUGAAGAAGUUUCAAAUCAUUUUAACUCAUUGUCAACCUGAAUACUUCGAUAGGAAAAUGUGGAUAGAUGAUCUAAAUAUGAUAUCGUUAAAUUAAGAGUAAAAUAUUUUUAUUUUUAGUAUUAUUAGACUAAACACUUAAAGAAAAAAAAAAUAAGCAGAAGUCGCGUGAAAUACUGCACUCCUCAUUAAUCUUCGGAUUCGGAAAAAAAGCCUUGUGUAUGGACCUUCACCUUUAACCAUCCUUUAGUCCGUAGAACCGUUGGGGCACCACACAAGAUCUGUCAACUGUCUUUCUCCAUUUCUCUCUGUCCUUUGCCUCCUUGGAGAUAAUGCCAUUUAAUGCCAGGCCUGCCAAUUCUUUGAUGUUAUAUUUCCAUCGCUUCCUCUUCUUCUUUUUCCUGGUUCUUUUCUCCGAAGGAAAGUUGUUGUUUUUUCCCGAUCCCUGAGGAAAUGUGAUGCAGCAGAGUUAAAGUUUGCGUUUUUUUAACAGUAGUAAGCAGGUCUUA